Messenger RNA from Exophiala aquamarina CBS 119918, 2880 nucleotides. RefSeq lists its product as uncharacterized. Bases 1 to 2880 code for a protein of 959 amino acids. Lineage: Eukaryota; Fungi; Ascomycota; Eurotiomycetes; Chaetothyriales; Herpotrichiellaceae. The record is from RefSeq and is a predicted model, not a curated record. The transcript is spliced from 2 exons.
AUGGACGACAAUGCAUAUCACUCAAACCCAGGGAGCUUCGCUUCUGUCCCUCCACCUCCACCUCCAAAGAACUACCCUCCUCUGUCCCUACAGCGUCUCCCCUCUCUCUCGGGUGCUUUGAAGCCUUUCUCUCCCGUCUCUCCUGUACGGCGCAAGCCACUUCCUUCCCAGGCCAUUCCUGUCGUCGCUUCUCCUAAAGGGCCCAUCAGUCGAAAACCCGUUCAGAUCUCAACACCUACUGCCCAGGAUCAGCGGUCAGUGCUUCUCUUCUUCUCCAAUCCAUCGCCGUCAGCUGACAGAUCAAGCAGACAACAAUUCACUCCCCCGACACUCGCUCGCAGAAACACAGACGAGAGUAGUCUGACUCGGACUAGCUCCCACGGCUCUUUGUCUCAGCCUCCAUUGGAAAGAGAACCCUCUCACUUCGUUGUCAGUCACAGUAACAAGAGGUCAAAUGGUGUUUCAGUAGAAGAAGCCAUUCAAGAGGAGGACAUGGCACUAAAGCCUGGCAUGAGGCCUGCGCCCCUGAGGACCGACUCGUCAUCGUCAACCAAAUCUCUAACCGUCACGGACGCGAAGAAGCCUCAGACACCUGGGAGCAAAUUUACCUCUUUCUUCACGCGCAAACCCAGUGCCUCUCCCAGUGCCGAGUCCUCGGUCACAGAUAUAUCUGACAGAAGAUCGCCCCUGCCCUCACCAUAUGCAGGCUCUCCUCAUGCCUCAAACCAUUCUGCAUCCGGCUACAAUUUCCCUUCCAGCCAUUCUGGGCCUCGGCCUACCCAAUCCCAGACCUCCCAAGACUCAAUUGACUUUGACGGAGGCUCUUACGUCCGAUCUUCCUAUCACAGCGAUGCCGCGACCAAAUGCCUCCAACUGGAGGCUGAGUUGCGCGAGAUCAGCACAGAACUCGCUAGCUCAAUCAAACGCGAGAUGGAUUUAGAAGACCUCGUUGACAGGCUCCAGUCGGAAGGGUCGGCCAACAGAGAAGCUGACCGCACCAGUGACUACUUCUCUGACUCUGGAAUAAGUUCAAUUCGCCCUUCCACUGUCGAAGAUCCAAAGGAAGAGAUCCAAAGGAUCAAACGAGAAGCUGAACAGCUCCGGGCACAACUCAAAGUGGAAAUGUCCCAGAAAUGGCAGUCCGAACGCUCAAGUCGGCAAGCAAUGGAGGCCCAUAUCCAAAUCCUCGAACAAAAGCUUUCUCAGAAUCGCCGUGAAACUAGCCAGUCAGCCGAUAUGAGUACCAAAGCCAGAGAACUCGAGGUUGCCCUGGAUGAUGCGAAAAGGAGAUUGAUAGAAGAACGGCAGACCAAGGAAAAUUUCGAGGAUCUGCUCACGGCCCUGCGAGUAGAACUGGAACAACAUCGGAAUGACCGCGACAACUUGCGCGACGAAGUGGUCCCUCAGCUUCGAUCGCAGAUUGAAGGUCUAGAAGCCAACCUCUCCGAGUCUCAGAAAUCUCCUUACGACUUCUCCCGCAUGCAACAAGAGAUUCAAAGUUUAAGAGAUGAGAAUGCGGCUCUGCAAAGCGCCCGAGCCAUGAAUAUGCAGUUCCGCUCGAUUGCCGAAGAAGGCGAAAUGGUCGAAUCCCCACGCAACUCAUUCAUUCAACCUCGCAGCGGCGGUCUACAACGAUCCAGUACAAUUCAUAUCAACAGGGCCAAUUCCAGAGCCACACCUAAUCGAUCAAAUUCUUUAUCCCGUUCCAAUUCAAUAGUCAACCGAGCCAUCCCUGAGUCUCAACAGUCCAUCGCUGACCAGCUGAAAGAUGUCAUUCAGCAACGAGAUGCGUUGCAUGUCACCGUGAAAUAUCUUCUGAGGCGGCAGGACCACCAACGGCAGCAGUUCACCAAGAAACUUAAGCUUGCUGAAGCCGAGCGUGAUCGGGCAAGUACAAUCAAUCAAGCCCACAAAGGCGGCUAUGAGCGUGAAGUGCGGACAUUACGGUCAGAGAUUAAUCUUUUGCGGAAAAGGGCCGAUGAUGCAUUGGAGCAGAAAUGGCAACUUGAGAAGGGCUUGUCAGGGUUCAAGAUGGACCUGGACCGCAGCAAGCAAGAGACUGCCAGUCUGCACACACUCCUUCAGGCUCGUGAUGAAAGUGCACCGGAGAUCUUGUCUUCAACACUAGAAAAGGCCCUGCGGCAGCUUCAGCAACAGAGAGAACAAGCCCGAUCUCAGGAAUCUUUGGGCUCGUUGAAGCAAGAACAAGAACUUUCUAAUGAGUUGGAAAAGUCAGCAGAACGUUCGGAAGAAUUGGCUGGCCAAGUUCGAAAACAAAUGAAGGCUAAUGCCGCCCUAAGAAAUCGCCUUCAGCAAGCGAUUGAACGAGGUGAAAACAAUCAAUCCGCCUCAACCGACCAAAUCAAUGAGCUUCAGGGAAAACUUCGCAAACUGGAAGAUAUAAUCACCGUGGCACAGAUGCAGUCAGAGACAGCAGUGAUGAAACAUGAAGAGGAAGUGCGAGUUCUGAGGGCGAGCCACAAUAUCCAGCUGAUGCGUACCAAAUCUGGGCGAAAAACACUGGGACUGCUGACUCCAGACCCACGUUCCCCUAUUUCACCAAUGUUUGCGAACAGCAAGAAAAGCCCCCGACUAGACCAAACAUCAACCGGACCGGGAACCAACCUGCAGCAGGCGCUAAAGACGGAAUAUCUCGAAAACAAGGUCGCGGAGCUCGAAAAGGCACUAUCCGAAGCAGAGAAAGAGAUGGGUGAAGUUGUUGGGCGGAUGAAUACCGCCCAAAUUGGUGUGGCCGAGCUUGAAUCAGAGAGGGACGAAGCACUACGACAGACUCGUCGACUAGAGUUAGCUAUUGCAGCCGAACGCGAGAAGGUGCAAACAUUGAUCGACUACGACUAUUCCUAUAAUUCGGAUUACUAG